CUGAUCCAUUGACUUGUCUCAGCCCAUUAAGAAACUCCACUCCUUUGCACAUUAGCUAAGGCUCAGUCUCAGGACCUGCACUGACUUUCCCUGCUCAGGUUUUUGUGAUUUUUAUCUCUGAAUGUAUCUUUCUGUGUAACUUUUCAGAAUGGAAGAAGCUGAAUUAAUGAAAGAGAGGCUUCUGGCUAUAACUGACAAGAGAAGGUUGCAAGAAGAUAUUGCACAAAGACGACUGACCAUUGAAGAAGAGAAAUUAAAACUACAUCAUUUAAAGAAAAAAUCUCUGCGGGAAAAAUGGCUUUUAGAUGGCUUAAGUACAAUGUCUCCAGAGGAACAGGAGGAAACAUUACGGCAAAGCCAAGCAGACCAGAAGCAGAUCAAAACCUUAGAACUCAGUAUUGUCAGACUUGAACAAGAAAUUGGAGAUCUUGAAAAGGAGGAAUCCCAGCUGUCUGCAAAAGAGGUGCGGGUUCUGCAGAGAUUGAAAUCCGUGGAACGUACAACAGAAGACAUUAUAAAGGCAGUGAAAGCAGAGGCGAGAGAAGAACCAGUAACACCAGUACAGGAUAUUUAUGCCGGUAUACCUGACCUGCCAGUAUCGUAUAAACCCCAAUUUGUCAAGAGUUUGGAAAAAACACAAAAAGAGAAUGGAGAGGAGCCAAGAAAAGCUUUGUUUGCCAUGGAAAUCAAAGUUGAAAAAGACAUGAAGACUGGAAAAAACAAGGUGUUAUCGAGUAUACCGGUUCCUUCCAGUGAGUUUAAAGAUGAAGGAGUGAAAGUUUAUGAUGAUGGCAGGAAGUCUGUAUUUGCAGUGAGUGCUAAAGGUGUGGUCAAGAAUGGAGUAGACAAUCUUGCUCCUAUAGAAGUAGAAUAUCUUUUAAGGAAAGCUACAGAAAAAAGCUCGCAGUCCCCCACGGAGUACCAUGAACCUGUAUUUUCUAACCCCUUCAAUAAUUCAAGCGUUCAAAAAGGACAGAUAUCCCCAAAAAUAAAUGGCCACAAUUCAUCUCCCGUAGUAAUUCCGGAACACAGUUCUACCCCGAAUGGAAGACUAAGCUCAGAAUCAAUAUCCUAUCCUAACAUAUCAAAUGCAAUGUCUUUGGUUAAAGAAGCAGAGCCAAAAGAACCAAUAUUUUCACCUAGUCAACCUGGUGCUUUCACUCAGAGCAAUCACAUUUCUAAAGAAUAUCCUGAACAUCAGCUAAAACCAGAGGAAGGCAUCCAAGGGCCAAACGUCAUGAACUCUGCAUCGUAUCCACAAGUGGACUCUUCAAGUUUAGAUAUGGAAGGUGACAUUCACUACAAUGUUGUUCAUACCCAGCCUUGCUAUCUUGAGGAUUCAGAACCAGUCACCAUGAUUUUCAUGGGAUAUAAAAAUGCAGAUGAGGUUCAGAGCAAACCAAUGACCGACUAUGAGGGCAUCAUCCGUGCUGAACUGGUUGUAAUUGACGAUGAUGAAGAUGUAGGUGAUGGUCUCCAUGCAGGACAGAAAUCUGUAAAAGAACAAUAUUUUCCUCCAGUUGGUCAACAGCCAAAUGAUGUCAUACAGAAACUACCCAAGCACGAAGUAACUUUGAAUAGCCAUCUACCCUACAAGAAUUCAAUAUCUUUACUAGAACAAGAAGCAAGCUUAGGACAAAAUAACUACGCCCUACCAGUCAGAACAACGAUAGACGAUGGUACAGAGGAUCCGUCGUUAACAGCAUUGAGAAUUCGAAUGGCAAAACUUGGGAAGAAAGUCAUAUAGAAGUGUCACUUCUCUAAAGGAUGAACACCUUAACAGUAUGGCCAAAGUGAAUUAUGUGUACUUCUAAUUACCAAGGACCUUUCUAUGUUUUGUAUCGCUUUGUGGAUAAUAUUGGUGUUCGGGUGAUUGUUGCCUUUGUACUUUGAUACAUCAGACACACACGCUGUGCCCUUCCCUCCGCAGUCAUUUUAGCUAUUUAAUAUGAUUUAAUAUGUAACAAACUUAGAAAGUGUUCAUACAUGUCUGUAAUAUUUGUUGCCAUUUUUUAUAUGAUCGCUAUUAUAUCUGGAAGCUUGUCAGACAAGAUCUCACUUGCCUAUACAGUUUGAUGGGUUCUUUAUAAUGAUAUAACUGUGUAUUUUAAAAGCGAAUAUUUACCGUUUAAUUGUAUUGCUUAGAAUUUAUAUCAUGUAACUAUAUGAAUGGUAAAAAAAAAAUUGACAUUAUUUAUCAUUGUCGCGCAUUAACAUUCACUGCCGUAAUUAUCUGACAAAAGUAGGUGCCGUCUCCUACAAACUAUUUUCUAUCUAGUUUCAUAUACAGACCAAUGUUUUGUUUUUUUGCGUUUUAAUGAAUUUAACCCUUAGCUUUACAUUUAUAAACAACAAUUAAGGACAACCAGUAAACAAAUGCUAUGGAGCUAUGGACUACAAGUUUGUGUGCGGUGUUUCAUAUAAAAUGCUGCACAUACAGUGAAAAUGAAGCUUGCUGAUCGAGAUGUAAGCCCACAUCCAGUGUCAUUACUGCUAAUAAAUCUGUGUAUUAAAUUGCUAUGCUUGCUGAUGAUGGAUGACCAAUGGUGUCAUAGGCACCCUCCAUCCCAUGCAGCUCUGAGUCCUCCCCCUGCAGUAAAGGGAGCGAUCCGGCCUUGGUGCAGGACCUAUGGUUAGCAUUUUUUUUUUACGUUUUUGGACCAUGUUAUCAGGGUUACACCAACCAAAAAACAGUGUUUUAUAAAUACGCUGUGUUUGAUUGCUGUAACCCUUUAAGGCGUCAAUAUCUGACCUACAAAUAUUUGUACAAUCGAAGCUUGACUAUAUUAACUUUGCUUUCUCCAUUUGAAUUUCACUGUUUGGUGAACAACCCUGAACGUGUUAAGAAUUACAUUCUAUCACUUCCAACAUAUCGGCCUGAGUAAAUGAGAGAUAACGUACGAUUAUACUAUACUGCUAGUUGCUUGCAUAUUUUUACAACAAAACUGUCUUUCUGAGGGGGAAAAAAUAAAAAGUAAUUAACUGUGCAAGAGUAACGUUUGCAUUUGCCUGUGAGCAUAACCUUUGUACUCUUAAUAUGUUUUAUAAAAAUAUUGCAUUCAUAAACACAAUGUAAAAUAAUGUAGUAUUUACUUUUGCUUGUGUUAGUGCCAGUGAGCGAUUUUUUUUUUUUUUUUACAUUUCUGUAUUUCAAGAAUGUUUCAUAUAGUA
Molecule: messenger RNA, 3171 nt
Organism: Pelobates fuscus (common spadefoot toad)
Lineage: Eukaryota; Metazoa; Chordata; Amphibia; Anura; Pelobatidae
Gene: PALMD
Product: palmdelphin
Exons: 8
Coding region: 149-1747 (532 amino acids)
Biological process (GO): regulation of cell shape
Cellular component (GO): membrane; cytoplasm
Source: RefSeq, a predicted model, not a curated record